Apodemus sylvaticus (European woodmouse) is the source of this 2884-nucleotide messenger RNA. It is a transcript of the gene Tmem129, whose product is annotated as transmembrane protein 129, E3 ubiquitin ligase. Gene Ontology annotation, cellular component: endoplasmic reticulum; membrane. Gene Ontology annotation, biological process: protein ubiquitination. The record is from RefSeq and is a predicted model, not a curated record. Gene Ontology annotation, molecular function: ubiquitin protein ligase activity. The transcript has 4 exons. NCBI's taxonomy places the organism in Eukaryota, Metazoa, Chordata, Mammalia, Rodentia, Muridae. The coding region runs from base 432 to 1697 and encodes 421 amino acids.
UUCCGGGACUGAGGGCACCGUGGGAUCGUGGGGGCGUAUGGGAACUGUCGUAUAACAUCGUACGCCCACUGGGCCACUGGGCUUGUUGGCUAGUGACUGUGAGAUCCACCAUGGUCCAGACGAUUUCACGGUAGGCCGCGAAUGCGGUUAGAGAGCAGUUCGCCCAGACUUGGCUUUUCUCAGCAGUUAUAAGUGGAACGAACUGUAGUGUCUCCUCCGAACUGUUUGUAAGGAAGAAGUUGAACCCAUACGGGGUUGUCUGGGCGGCUCACAACUGGUGGGUCAGCGUAGGAUUCUGAGAAUUACCCACUCAGAAUGCCGGGGGCGUCCUCACGAGACUCUGUCUCCCAGGGCGCCCUUCGAGUCACCUGAUAAGGAAAGUCUCCCACAAUGCCCCGCGGGCAGUCUGAGGAGGGACUCCAUUUCCUAGAAUGCUUUGCGGGUGCCUUGACAGCCGUCGCAGAUUCCCAGAAUGCCCCACGAGUAGCCUGAUUAGGACUCUGUUUCCCAGAGUGCCUCGCGGGCGGUCUGGCGGUGCCUGUGGCAACAAACCAACUGUCCAGAACUGGACGCUCCUGCCUCUGCUCGGCCCGGUGAGCGGCGACAGGAUGGACAGCCCUGAGGUCACCUUCACGUUAGCCUACCUGGUCUUCGCAGUGUGCUUCGUGUUCACGCCCAACGAGUUCUACUCGGCCGGCCUCACAGUGCAGAAUCUGUUGUCGGGUUGGCUGGGCAGCGAGGACGCCGCCUUCGUGCCUUACCACCUUCGUCGCACUUCCGCCACACUACUGUGUCACUCACUGCUGCCGUUAGGCUACUACAUGGGCAUGUGCUUUGCAGCCUCAGAAAAGCAGCUCUUCUCCCCUGCUCAGGCCCCAGAAGCCUGGCAGCUCUUCCUUCUCCUGGCUGUGACCCUUCCCCUUGUCUCCUGUUCCCUGAUCUACUAUUGGUCCUGGGAUAGGUGGACCCGACACCCACUGGCCCAAACACUGGCCCUCUAUGCCCUUCCACAGUCUGGAUGGCAGGCGGUUGCCUCUUCUAUCAACACAGAGUUCCGACGGAUUGACAAGUUUGCUACGGGGGCACCUGGUGCCAGAGUGAUUGUGACAGACACAUGGGUAAUGAAGGUGACCACAUACCGUGUGCAUGUGGCUCAGCAACAGGAUGUUCACUUGACUGUGACAGAGUCUCGGCAGCACGAUCUCUCACCAGACUCAAACCUGCCUGUGCAGCUUCUUACCAUCCGUGUGGCAAGCACCAGCCCUGGUACGCAGCCCUUUGAUAUCCGGCUGAACUCAUCGGAAUAUGGUGAACUAUGUGAGAAGCUCCAUGCUCCAAUCCGAAGUGCAGCCAAUGUGGUCAUCCGCCAGAGUCUUGGUGACCUCUUCCUGGAAACAUUUGCUUCCCUUGUGGAGGUCAACCCAGCCUAUUCAGUACCCAGCAACCAGGAGCUCGAGGCUUGUAUAGGCUGCAUGCAAACACGUGCCAGUGUGAAGCUGGUGAAGACCUGCCAGGAGCCGACGGUGGGCGAGUGCCAGCAGUGUUACUGCCGACCCAUGUGGUGUCUCACCUGCAUGGGCAAGUGGUUUGCCAGCCGCCAGGAUCCCCAGCGCCCUGACACCUGGCUAGCUAGCCGUGUGCCCUGCCCCACUUGCCGUGCCCGCUUCUGCAUCCUGGAUGUGUGUUGUGUACGCUGAGUGUCACAGUGUGCUCUGUGUCUCCACUAGCCACUCAUGGGAGGAGGCUAAAGGUCCUUGAUUUUGGCAAAAGGUUCUAGUUAAAGCACACACUUAAUCUAUAGCCACUCUCUACCUUGAGUCUAUGGUCAGGUAGAGUUUUAGAAGAAAUUCUUAUGGAAUGCCCUAUCCCUGGACCUUCUGCAUCUUCUCUUCCUGGUUACCUCCAGGUGGGGCUGAUGUGCCACAUAAGAUACUCCAAAGCCCCAAGACAAUGGAAUUUGGCCCAAGAGCCUUUGUUUGGCCUAUUUGCCUUAAUUCUAUUACAGAACAUACCUUUACCUCAGUUACAAACCAGACCUACGUCUGUCCCAGGCCCUAUGGUGUUGGGUAGAUACUGACAGCUGAGAGGGUCAUCAGUGUGCCAUUCAGUGUGUAGUCCUCUUCUAGGGUAUCCUGGUGGUCAUAAUUAGCCAAGGGACCACUUCUCGAUGGGAAGGCAUGGGCAGCAACUUAGGACCAGGACAGAGUGCUCUCCCAGGUUACUCCCGAGGGUUGCAUAUGCUUUAGAGGGUCCACAAUGUUUUCGGUCUUGCUUUUCUAGUCCAGGGGUGGCCAAGAUGUCACACUCCUAACCCUAGGGAAGGGUUUUAGGGAGUCAAGGACCAGAGAGCCACAACACUAUCCAGAAAUAAACCCACCAGGAAUACAGUAUAGGGUUAGCCAAUGCCCCUGUGGGGUACUUGGAUCAGGAGAGGAUACCUCAGUGAUUAAGGUUCUGAUGGAUGUACUUAUACAUAGAAGUACUCACUCAUUUAUGGUACUGACGGGUGGGGAAGAGACUGCUCUUUACCCUCCAUCUCUGACACAAGUGUAGCUGCUGGAGGGGGGACCUCUCCUUCAACUUGUGGUCUUGAAGCACCUGUGUUUAGUUGUUGAAAGCAGUAGUGACAGUCCAAGCUAGCCCCUUAUCCAGCCAACACUACACCUAACCCCAGGGAUUUGCUCCCAGAGCAAACUCAGUUCUGCCUGUCCCUAAAGUGUGACCAGGAGUCAACCAGUUUUGAGGGCUGUCUGCCUAUCAGAGGCUAAGUGGUUUGAAGUUAUUUUAUUUUUUAACCACAGAAGAGUUAAUUUUAUACAGAUAAAUGUAAAUGUAGCUAAAUGCCACAGUAUUUAAUAAAGUGUUGCUUUUCAAGUGAUGUACA